This is a messenger RNA of Linepithema humile (Argentine ant), 1446 nucleotides long. Its product is annotated as WD repeat-containing protein 55 homolog. NCBI's taxonomy places the organism in Eukaryota, Metazoa, Arthropoda, Insecta, Hymenoptera, Formicidae. Gene Ontology annotation, molecular function: protein binding. The record is from RefSeq and is a predicted model, not a curated record.
UCUCAAUCGCAUGGUGUGGAGUGUAGAAUAGCGGUUGUACAGUAUUGCAUAGUAUUCAGUUGUAUUAUUGAUUGUAUAAUUUGAUUGUGUCUGAAGAAUAUUUGAAAAAAUAUAAAAUUAUUUGUCUUUGAAAGUACGCUGAAAUUUAGGUGUGAUUUAAUAUCUGAUAUUGAAUACAAUCUUACAAAAAUGAAUCAAGAUACAGAUAGUGAUUCGGAAAGUUUAUCAACUGAUUCAACUUCAUCAAUGUCAGACAGUGAUGAUGAUAGAAUAUCUGACAGAAUUUCUCUUACCGAGAAGUCAGAAGCUGCAGCAUUACUUUCCACAGACAAUGAUGAUGAAGAAGAGAAUGAAGUUGUCAAAUCUAUAUUAGAUGGGAAGAAAUUGAACAGGAACCAUCCACCAUCUAUUAUAUUGGAAGAUAUGAUAACAGAUAUAUGUUUUCAUCCUAAAGUAGAUACUAUAGGUGUAGCUAGUAUUACAGGAGAUAUUUUUCUAUAUACAUAUAACAAUGAAGAAACUAAUCUUGUAUCAACUAUAGAAUCUCAUCUUAAAGCUUGCCGGGACAUUGAGUUUAGUGCAGAUGGACUAUCGUUAUUCUCAGUUGGAAAAGAUCUAUGUAUAGCGAUAACUGAUGUAGAAACUAAAAAACUAACUAGGUUCUAUGAGAAGGCCCAUGAGCAACCUAUAUAUACGAUGACAAUAAUCAACGAACACGUGUUUGCAACAGGCGAUGAUGAUGGUGUAGUAAAAUUAUGGGAUCUCAGGCGAAAGGGAAGUGAGCCAAUAUGUUCUAUAAAAAAGGUAGAAGAUUACAUCAGCGCAAUGAUAACGAAUAGAGAAGCCAAGUAUUUGGCUUGUGCGAGUGGUGAUGGUUGUCUGACGACUUUAAACAUACCGGAAAGAAAGAUGCAUGUACAGUCUGAGGAGUACGAUGAGGAACUUACGUGUCUUGGUUUGUUUAAAAUGGAAAGUAAAUUAUUAUUGACUACUAGCAAGGGAAAAAUGUACAUCUAUAAUUGGGGAGAAUUUGGACUACAUUCGGAUGAAUUUCCAAACAUCACGAAGAAGGCCAUAAACUGUAUGAUUCCUAUAACAGAAAAUGUUGCAAUAACCGGAGGAGAGGACGGAAUACUUAGGGCGACGAGUUUGUUUCCUCAUCAGCAUCUUGGCAUAGUAGGACAGCAUGAUUUUUCUGUUGAAACACUCGAUAUCAGCAACAACGGAACUUUAAUAGCGUCUUCUUCGCAUAACAAUGAUAUCAAAUUCUGGAAUGUACAAUAUUUUGAAACUUUAAAUGUUAAUCAAACCAUAAAAGGUGGGAAGAAAAAACAACUGGUGCAUAAUCUUCCCAGCAGUCAGAUUAAAAAUCAAUCAGAUUUCUUUGCAGAAAUGUAAUUUUAAUAAUUUUUUGCAAAUAAAUUAUAUAAUUAAUAUACUGCCUAA